UUGCCACAAUAUAUUGCCCAUCACGGCGACACCUCGACUGGAAAGUGUUUUGCAAAGUGUCAUGACUUUUGUAAAACAUUUGCAUAUUCAAUUCAUAAUGAUGUUAAUGAUGAUGAUGUCGCUGAUUAUAGCCGGAAAUUGUCACGUUUGUGGUCCUCCAGCGGUUCCUCUUAAUGCAAAGGUACGCACAGUGAACGGUGAAACUGGAAUAUCGGAGGCUCAUUACACAUGUGAUCCUGGCUAUGAGCUAUUUGGCUCGGCAACAAUAAAGUGUGAUGCACGCACCGGCUGGGAACGGGAACUACCAUUCUGUGGCGUCAAUGUAGCAUACCGCAAGCCAGUUAAUCAAAGCUCCUACACUCGCAGUGGCCCUGCUAGUUACGCAAAUGAUGGAAAAGCUGGUAAUAAGAAUCCGGAUGGUCAGGAGUGCUCGGAAACACAAAAGGAGCCGUCACCUUGGUGGCGGGUGGACCUUUUGACACCACAGGCGGUUCAUGUGGUCCGCAUUACGACACGCGGCUGUUGUGGACAUCAGCCACUGCAGGAUCUAGAGAUCCGUGUGGGCAACAGUAGUGCAGAUCUUCAACGUAAUCCGCUGUGUGCUUGGUACCCAGGUACACUAGACGAAGGCGUUGUGAAGACCUUCACGUGUGCAAGGCCGCUGGUUGGUCAGUACGUGGCCAUUCAGUUGGUUGGGGUUGAAGGCAGCCUAAGCCUCUGCGAAGUGGAAACAUUCACUAAUGAUGAAUUUUCCGUUGAUCGCUGCCUGAGCCCAAAAAUUGGUGUUGAUACCGUGGUGACGACAUUUUCCAAAACAUGUUACGACUUUCAUAUCACGAAAGGAGAAAGCUUCGAAAAAGCUCAAACCAUUUGUAAGCAAACAGGCGGUGACUUGGUGCAUGAUUUUCGAGGCGCGACAAGUCAAUAUAUAUUGUCUGAAUUGGAACGCCGAAAAUCAGAACUAAAGCCCCAGUUAGUUUGGAUUGGCGCACAAAAAGAACCCGGAAUAACAUCCCGCACUUGGAAGUGGGUGAAUGGCGAACUUGUUGUGAAGCCAGCCUGGGGGAAGGAUCAGCCAAAUAAUUACAAUGGAGAGCAGAACUGCGUUGUCUUCGAUGGUGGCCGAAAUUGGCUCUGGAAUGAUGUGGGAUGCAAUCUGGAUUAUCUUCAUUUUAUUUGCCAACACUCACCUUUAUCCUGCGGCUCGCCAGAUGCACAGCUCAACACAACUGUGUUGGGUAAAAAAUUCACAUUGGGCGAGAAAAUACAGUACGAAUGUCCAACGGGUCAUUCGCUGAUAGGCUACGCACAGCGUGAGUGCAAAGCCGAUGGUACAUGGAGCGGAUUAGCGCCCAGCUGCAAAUACGUUGACUGUGGAAAAUUGCCCGAACUUAAAUUCGGAUCUAUACACUUGUCAGAGGAACGUACUAGCUAUAACGUUGUGGCUAUUUAUAGCUGUCAUGAGAAUUACACGCUUAUUGGUAACGAAAACCGCACCUGCAUGCAAGAUGGCUGGAGUGGAAAGCAGCCAGAGUGUUUGGUGGACUGGUGUCCAGAUCCUCAGCGCAUCACCGGUGGUAAUGUGAGCUUUACUGAUAAACGAGCUGGUUCCACAGCUAUAUAUACUUGUGAACCUGGGUUUGUACUAGUAGGCGAAGCGAUAACUUCAUGUGGAUUAGGUGGUGAGUGGUCUAGUAAAACGCCGUCUUGCAGGUUCGUCGAUUGUGGCGCACCCGUUAGACCUGAUCGGGGUAUAUCCAUUCUUGUGAACGGCAGUACAACAGUCGAUUCUGUGGUUAAGUAUGAAUGCGACGAAGAUUACUGGCUUGACGGGCCAUCGGAAUUGUAUUGUACUAGAGAUGGUAAGUGGUCAGGGGAUGCGCCCAUCUGCGAACUGGUAACGUGUGAAACACCACAAGUUCCAGCUGGUUCCUUUGUCAUUGGCUACGACUAUAAUGUCCACUCAAAAAUAAAAUACAAUUGCGAUCCUGGCCACGUUAUGCACGGAUCACCAGUUCUCGAAUGUUUGGACACUGGUGAGUGGAGCUCCGAUGCACCCUUCUGUGAAUAUAUCGACUGUGGUUCCAUAUUGUCUAUACCAUAUGGCAGCAUUGAAUACGUCUCCAACACAACUUACGUAGGCUCCGAGGUAAUCUUUAGCUGUACACAAUCACACAAGUUGAGUGGAGUGGUCAAACGGAAAUGUCUGGAAUCGGGUACCUGGAGCGAUACACUACCCAAAUGUGAAGAAAUUCGCUGCCACGAGCCGAUGUUGCCUACGCAUAGCCUUUUGUCAGUCACGGGAAAUGAUCGCAUGUAUGGGCGCACUCUUAUACGCACCGCAGAAUCCAUACAAAAUCCGGCGCAAACGUACAAAAUUGGAGCUCUGGCAAAAUAUCGUUGCGAACGUGGUUACAAAAUGGUUGGCGAGGCAUUGGCCACCUGCACGGAUAAUGGCCAAUGGAGCGGCAUUAUACCUGAGUGUGUAUAUGUCGAGUGUGGUGCGCCAGAUAACAUAAUCAAUGGUAAAAUGACGCUAGCCACAAAUGUAACCUACUAUGGAGCCGCUGUGCUGUAUGAAUGUAAUGCUAAUUUUAAACUCAAUGGCGUCUCGCGACGUUUGUGUACAGAGCACGGCAACUGGAGCCACGAAGCACCAAAGUGUGUGGAGGUCGUUUGCGAAUCAGAAAAUCUGAGUGAAAAUUUAAUUGUGGAUGCGGGAUCUCGCGCUGUUGGCUCAGUAGCUACCUUUAAGUGUUCUAAAGGGCGCACCUUACUUGGAAAUGAGACACGUAUUUGUCAAAAGAAUGGCAAGUGGUCGGGAAAAAGCCCAAUAUGCAUACCCGUUGACUGUGGGCGACCGUUGGCCAUCGACAAUGGUCGUGUAAUUGUUGUAAAUGACUCCACCCUAUACGGCGGAUCUGCUGAAUAUCACUGUAUUCCCAACUACAAUCGCAUUGGUCAAUAUUUGCGAAAAUGCACCGAGGACGGUGCCUGGAGCGGUAAACAGCCCCAAUGUAAGCUGGCUACCUAUGAGGGGCAGGAAAACUCAAAACUAGGAACAAGCGUUGGCAUCGGUGCCACUAUUAUUAUAGCGCUCCUUGUCGUCGUUGGACUUAUUUUCUUAUAUCGGAACAAAGCAAGGCCGGUCAAGAAUACGGAAAACAUCCAGGCAGCUGAAUCAAAGGAUGAACGCAAUGCUUCUGUAAUGUCCUAUUCAACGCUCGAGGCAAAUAAUCGCAUGCAUAUGGACAGUAAUCCAUCAGCAACAUUCAAUACAUUUCACGGAGGAGGAGGAGCAGCGGGUCGAGGCCUUAAUAACAACCACAAUAACAUUGCUGAUGGCGAACGAGUUAACGAUCGCUCAGAAAACAUUUACGACCAAAUCCCAAAUGAACAGUUUUACGAUGCACCCUACGAGAUGCGUACAAAUGAUGAGGUGUAUGAACCUGAGCCCGUAUCCAGUAAUGUGAUCACAAUAAAUGGCAUCUCAGUGCGAUAACAAA
Drosophila innubila is the source of this 3506-nucleotide messenger RNA. It is a transcript of the gene fw, whose product is annotated as sushi, von Willebrand factor type A, EGF and pentraxin domain-containing protein 1. The transcript is spliced from 14 exons. The record is from RefSeq and is a predicted model, not a curated record. Lineage: Eukaryota; Metazoa; Arthropoda; Insecta; Diptera; Drosophilidae. The coding region runs from base 62 to 3502 and encodes 1146 amino acids.